This is a messenger RNA of Drosophila takahashii, 699 nucleotides long. RefSeq lists its product as uncharacterized. Gene Ontology annotation, molecular function: chitin binding. The record is from RefSeq and is a predicted model, not a curated record. Gene Ontology annotation, cellular component: extracellular region. NCBI's taxonomy places the organism in Eukaryota, Metazoa, Arthropoda, Insecta, Diptera, Drosophilidae.
AUGCUUCGCCUUCUGAUCGUAGCGACAACCGGAGUUUUGCUGGGACUCUAUUUUCUUGGUAGCCGGGCGGACUGCAAUGUGUGUGCUUCCGUGACCCAGGUGGCCUGCAUUUCAAAUACUUCCUUCCAAUUCUGCACCAGCGGAUUGCCCUUUGGCCCAGCUUACACAUGUCCCACGGGAUAUUAUUGCACGGCGAAUGAUGUUACUUGCAAUACAAAUGCUGCUUUCAGAUCCUGUAUAGGUUGUGGUUCCUGCAACAGUAAUAACACCUUCGCCUGCCUCACGGCAAGGACAUUUGCCUUGUGCCUGGGCACAGCCACGCCUUCCCAGAUCGUAGGAAGUUGUGGCUUGGGUUACGUUUGCGAUUAUAACAAUCCGAAUAUUUGUGGUACUCCUGCGACGGGAUCCCAGGCCACUUGUCCGGGUGAUGGAACUACCACUGGAGUGGACCCCACAGGGAUAACACCCACUGCCUACUGUUCCAUCGUCCAGCAGCACGGAAGAUUUCCCUAUGGCAUCGAUCUCAACACCACCUGCAGGCAAUACAUUUAUUGUUUUCUGAAUGCAACUGCUUGGGGGGGAGGUCUCUACACCUGUCCCGGGCAAACUUAUUUCAACAGCACAUCGAGGUACUGUGACACCCAAGUGCCGGCCAGAUGCACUUAUGGAGUAGCCAGUUUGAGGCUCAGCAGUCCAUAG